AUGGUUUUAUUUUGGCAUAAAGGUGCUGUGUUUGGAGCUGUAAAUGGCCUUCGAAUGGGCUUGUCUGGCACUAGAAGCAUGGCUUGGUCCAAACCUCGCAAUGUUCAAGUCCUGAACAUGGUGACCCGCCAAGGUGCCACAUGGGCAAACACUUUGGGUUCUUAUUAUAUGUGUUCAGCUCUGCUCUACAGCGUGUUUGGGGUUGUCAUAGAGAAGGCGAGAGGGGCAGAGGAUGACCUCAACAUGAUUGUUGCUGGAACCAUGACUGGCAUCCUCUCCAAAUCUCCAGAGUUCUUAGAAAAGAAGUUCAGGGAAGAAUACAGUAUGUCGCAGUUCAGCUUCUGA
This is a messenger RNA of Triplophysa rosa, 345 nucleotides long. RefSeq names its product translocase of inner mitochondrial membrane 23 homolog b (yeast) (gene timm23b). Lineage: Eukaryota; Metazoa; Chordata; Actinopteri; Cypriniformes; Nemacheilidae. The record is from RefSeq and is a predicted model, not a curated record. Bases 1 to 345 code for a protein of 114 amino acids. The transcript has 4 exons. Gene Ontology annotation, cellular component: mitochondrial inner membrane; TIM23 mitochondrial import inner membrane translocase complex. Gene Ontology annotation, molecular function: transmembrane protein transporter activity. Gene Ontology annotation, biological process: protein import into mitochondrial matrix.